CCAGUGCUACGCGUGGAGUGGCAAGGACGCCAGAUCCGACAUUGUUUGCUGCCAGAUAACGCUCCUAAUCUCCCUCUAACCUCAAAAUGAGUGCUCCGGAAUCGUUGCUAGCGGCAUAGUGUACGCGUCGCUUAUCCAGUGCUUGUGCUUUCGAAGUUUCUGUAGUUUCCCAGUGUUUUGUGUACAUAAACUCGCAGCAGAGGAAUCGGAAGAAACGCAUAAUGGUUCUCCUAGCUAAGCAUGUGAUGACAACCGUCUAACGAGUCAAGUAAGCAAUGCGUUCUCUAUCACCAAACCGAUAAGCUAACGGUGUGAUCUCCCAACAAACCUCGCGAAUCCCAAUUUUCCAAGGCAAAAGACACAACAGCCGAUCUAGUAAUGGCGACGAUCUGCUUUCGCCCUCCCCCCUUGCCCCCCAACAAAAAAUCGUCCAGCAUCUUCACCAACGUCGGUCGGCAGCGCGCCAAGCAGAACCACGGCCUGCUGAGCUCCACGUACCUCAGCUUCCGCGACCCGAUCGACGACGACGUCGAGGAGAUCGAGCUGGCCAACUUAAAACGCGACGCCGGCGUCGGCGACGGCCUGAGACGGUGCCGUAGAGUGUCGCACACGAACUCCCUCUGCAGGAACAAGGACGCCAAGGCGGUGAUGACGCGCAGCCACUCCGACGGCAACCUGGACAAGAAGGGCUCGUCCACGUUGAGCCUCAACAGAUACAUGAAGGUCCUCAGCGGCAGCUGGAGGAACCUGCUGAAUCGUAAGUUACCCAAGCCGACUAAAACCGAUGAAGUAGGUGCGCUGUGA
Molecule: messenger RNA, 804 nt
Organism: Anoplophora glabripennis (Asian longhorned beetle)
Lineage: Eukaryota; Metazoa; Arthropoda; Insecta; Coleoptera; Cerambycidae
Exons: 3
Coding region: 379-804 (141 amino acids)
Source: RefSeq, a predicted model, not a curated record